Molecule: messenger RNA, 4141 nt
Organism: Histoplasma capsulatum G186AR
Lineage: Eukaryota; Fungi; Ascomycota; Eurotiomycetes; Onygenales; Ajellomycetaceae
Product: cation transport ATPase
Exons: 2
Coding region: 482-4141 (1219 amino acids)
Biological process (GO): monoatomic cation transport
Cellular component (GO): membrane
Molecular function (GO): metal ion binding; ATP hydrolysis activity; ATPase-coupled monoatomic cation transmembrane transporter activity
Source: RefSeq, a predicted model, not a curated record
AAUUCACAAAUGGCGAACCCAAUGUGGCUGAGAUUCUGCCCCACCCCUCGUAGGGUCUAUUAACCAACGUUCCCCCAAAGCGCGGGGAAGGGAUAUGAAGCCCAUGGCUCCUGGCGCUUUCCAUGACUUCCUCCAUCGAGCGGCGAAGAUCCCUUAUUUCCCAGGACGUUUUCGGCCAGCCGGAUUAAGCGUGCAUGGCUUGCUGCACCAAAAACCUGACUAGUUUGGAGGUGCAUUUGCAGGUUUGUUUUCAUAUAAAGGCAGCAGAUCUAUGAGCUCUAGAGUUGAGCUAUUUGUUCGCUUCGAAACUUCGUUCAUGUGCAUUCUGGAGUUGUUGUGGGACGGCUCCUGCGACGCGUCAAAGCUAUCCAAGAAGAAAAUAUAAAUGAAGACGUGCCCAACAAAAGCCUAUAACUGUUGAGUCUUACUGUCAAAGCUCCCACCACUGUUUAUCCUGAGUACCCGUUGCUCAACUAUAGCUAUGUCUGCUGUGGAAGGAAAAUCAGUUCAAGACGACGGUUCCUCUGUCUACUCACGGACUCCCUCCAUCGAGAAACCCGAUGAUCCGGAAUCGCGUGGCAACGGCGGAGGAGCAGACGAGCUUUCCCCGCCCAUCUCUGGAUGUUUAUGUUGCGAGGUGUCCAACGGAAAUCAAGAGGUGAUUGGCGACUGUGAAAAGGAAAAGGCAAACGACCACAGUGCAAAGGGAAAGGAAAAAGAACCAUCUUGCUGCAGCGCGGAUGGAACAUGUAGCAAAUCCAAAAUCCGCCCUCCUAGUCUAUCCUCGCAGAUAACCGAAGAUGAUAAUGGGUUGGACUCGUGCUGCUCUGGGAAGGCUACGGUCUGGCCCACUUAUUCAAUUGGGCAACCUUGUCCGUCCAUCAGUGACGAGAAUGCGUGCUGCAAAGCAGAUGGCGAGUACAAAUGCCUUGUGGAGUAUGCCGCGCAAUUAUGCGCCAUGGACGACCGACAUAGCGAGGACCUGGCAGGUUCACCACAAGCAGAGGAUUGUUGUACUCGUGAAGAAUAUCGAGACAACAGUCUUACUCUUCCAAGACAGUGCAAGGGGGACUUCGUGAUAACCAGGUCGUCCCUUCCCGAAAACUCGGAACUCCCAUCUCGACAUAAUCGCAAACCUACGGAGACACCUUGUAUGAGGCACUUGAGAAUGGCUUCUGAACAUGCUUCAGAUACGGAGCCCAAGGGAGAGGACAGACCUUUCUCAACCUUCUCUGGAUCCGCCAAAGCUGUGGAGGUAAGCUCCAAAAUCAGCAAUAUAGUCCGCAGAUGCUUCUGCAGAGGACCUCGUCGUCUUGUGUUCUUGGAUGGGAAAUCUUGCUGCACGCAGAGCCGCGAACGUAAGAAAGGUCUCGAAGAUGUCUACAAAUCCAUGUCGACUUCCUCAAAGCCUUCAACGGACAACAAAAUAUAUGUCACCGCGACUGCUUGUGAGCCGGCUCCCGAAAUCGAUAUUGAGAAGGGCAAUGUCGACAAGCUAUAUGUUCUUUCACUCGGUGUGGUUGGGAUGACUUGUACAGGAUGUGAGACUAAGUUGCGAAAUCUUUUGAAUUCUUACGUCGGUGUUAGUCUAGUGCGUACCAGUUUUAUGUUAAACCGGGCAGACUUGGUCUAUGACUCCUGCAUUGUUAGCGAUCCAACAGAGAUCACAUCCAGAAUUAAGAAGGUGACCGGCUUCACAUGCACAAUCCUUAGAACAGGGCUUGCAGCCACGGAUGUUGCUGGUGAGCGGAUACGCAUCAGAAAUCUCGAUUUAAAGGGACUAGACAUCCUCCAACGGAUAGAUGGGGUAAGUCACGUCGUACCUCUUCGCGACGGGACGUAUGAGACUUUCUAUAAUCCCCAGACUAUUGGGGUCAGGGAUAUGCUUGAUAUGAUAAAUGCCCCCACCGACACAUACAGACGAGGCCAUGCGGAACUGGCGCCCGACAGCUCUUCCGAAGAAAUUGCACAAGCUACUGCAAAGUCUCAUUGGCUUUGGCUGGCUGGGCGGACUAUAGUGGCUGCAAUUUUCACAAUCCCAGUUCUUGUGUUUGCAUGGGCGCCUGUAGCCAGAUACGCCCCUUUCCCGAAACAGACCUCCUUCGUCUGCUCGUCCCUUGUGCUUGCAACUGUCGUACAACUUCUUGCGAUCCCGAUAUAUAAACAUGCAUUUCGGUCGUUGAUAUACCAGAAGGAAAUAGAUAUGGAUGUUCUGGUGGUGCUGUCCAUUACGAGCGCCUAUAUUUACUCCGUGGUGUCAUUUGCUUUGGAGAUACGGCUUUCGACCGCCCAGACAGUCCUGGGCCAUCCUAUUUUUGAGACUAGCUCGUUGCUAAUCACUUUGAUAUUAUUGGGAAGACUGAUGGCUGCGUGGGUUAGGAGAAAAGCCCAGAAUGCUAUCAAACUGGGCACAUCACAACAGAAAUCUGCCCUUGUUGUUAGAAAGGCCUCCCCCAAGAGUAAUCCCGAUGCCGGUGCCUUUUUGGGCUUGGGUGACAACCAACCCGAAUUAAUCGAUAGUUCCCUCCUUCACUACGGGGAUAUUAUUCAAGGGAAAGCCUCUGAAAACAUUGUCACUGAUGGUAUCGUUGUUAGCGGCAGCGCAGAAAUAGACGAGGCGCACAUCACUGGAGAACACGAACCAGUGAUUCGUUCUAGGAAGGCAUAUGUCUACGCUGGAUCAACUAUUAUCAACGGCCAGAUCAAUUACCGAGUAACGAGACUAGUAUCAGAAAAUACGCUCAGCAUUGUCAAGCGGUUCGUUUCUACAGCGGCAUCAUCGCGAACAAGAACAUUGGAAAGAGCCGAUUUAACUGCCUCAUAUCUCACCCCUAUAAUCCUUGCUGUUGCGUGUAUUGCAUUUCUCAUCUGGGCUUUUGUCAACCGCUUCGUCAGGAAUUGGUCCAGCACAGAAUCAGCAGUCAACGCCCUUACGCAUGCGAUUGCAAUCCUCGCUAUCAGCUGCCCUUGUGCAUUAGCUCUGGCAGUCCCAAUGGUUCUAACAGUUGCCAGUACUGUGGGAACUAAGAAGGGGGUCCUAUUCAAAGCGGGAGCUGCUCUCGAAACUGGAUGCAAAAUUACCGAUGUUGUUUUUGAUAAAACAGGGACCUUAACAUCAGGCGAGCUAGCUGUCCUUUGUGAAACACUUUUCUGUGAGGAGUCCGGUCAAACUUGCCAGGAAAUAAGCAGGAUGGCAGCGACGGUCACAAGAGGGAAUCGCCAUCCUGUGUCUCUGGCAAUCACACAAUACGUCGCGAGCAACUACGGCCAAACAAACAACACACCGUCCCCUGAAGUAGACUCCAAGAUAAUCAUCGGCAAGGGUGUCGAAAUAACUACUGAGAAAGGCACAACACUGAAAGGUGGCAGCCCAUCCUGGCUUGGCGUCGAAACCCAUCCCAAAGUCAAAGAACUGCUCGAUGCAUCCCUGACCACAUUCUGUGUGGCACGAAACGAUACCCUCCUCGCUGUCUACGGACUCACCAGCACCAUCCGCCCCGAAGCCGCCGCCGUCCUCCAAAAGCUACACAGCAAGAGAAUAACCACCCACCUGCUCUCAGGAGACAACCCCCUUGCCGUCCGCGCCGUCGCUGCGUUCCUCAACUUCAACACAGCCAACGUCCACAGCCUCUGCCAACCCGAUAGCAAAGCAGCAUAUAUUCGCGACUUGCAGACGACCUCGAUGGUAACCCCUCCACCUCCACCUCCUCUUGGACCCCGCUCCCUCUUCUCUUUCUUCCGGCUACCUCGCCUCCGCCCUCCUCCCUCCUCCCAACGAAAAGUCCUCUUCAUCGGCGACGGCACCAACGACGCCCCCGCCCUUACCCAAGCAGACCUAGGCAUUUGCAUGACAAACGCAACCGACAUCGCCGCCGACGCCGCCGACGUUGGUAUCCUCUCUGGUUCGCUGGACGGCCUGCUCGCGUUCCUCGACCUAUCUCAGCAGGCGACGCGGCGGAUCCAGCUCAACAUCGCGUGGGCGGUGCUCUAUAACGUGUUUGCGGUGCUUUUUGCCGCUGGAGCGUUUGAGGCGGCUGGCUUCCGCAUCGAGCCGAGUUAUGCUGGGGCGGGGGAGAUUGUGAGUCUGUUACCGGUUGUGUUGGUUAGUUUGAGCUUGAGUCUUUGGGGGAGGAGGAGGUGA